AGGAGUUUUACCACCGUCAUUUGUGGCAAUUCAAGCUGGAACAACAUUAUACCAACUAACAUACUACGGUGAAGCAGUGUCAUGGACCUCCAUACUUGCACUUGCAUUCUUUGCAAUUUUAUCCAUUCUACCGGUUUUACUAAAACACAAGCUACGAGAAAAAUAUGAGUAGAUAGUUAACUUUAUUAUUUUUCUCACCUGGUGAUCAAACUUUUAAAGGGCAUUAUAUCCAUAAUGUCAGUGGAAAGCUAUAUUUUGAGUAUCUAGCAGGUUAAACAUUAUCAACCCCACUGCCCACCGCAAUUAAACAAUGGUAUAGUCCAUUGUGAGUGGUUUUUGUGUGGGUGCUUAUUGUCAAGGGUGGUUUUUAUCUAAUUUCCAAUAUAUUCCAGUUAGAUUUACUUUAUACUCUGUCAGGUACUUUUUAUGUUUGCAAUCAAGAAUUUUUGUGUACUAUAUAUUUAUUGUUUACGUCAAAUUCUCCAAGGAUUAACAACAGUACAGUAUACAAAAUUCUACAUUUUCGAGAUCCUAAAUUUGGGUCAAUAUAAGAUCUUACUAAAAAUGAAUCGCCCCUCCCCAUGAGAUCUUAAACUUGGGGCUAUACAAGAUCUUCCUAAAAACAAAUCAUUUCCCCCCCC
This is a messenger RNA of Anneissia japonica, 641 nucleotides long. RefSeq names its product transmembrane protein 41B-like. Lineage: Eukaryota; Metazoa; Echinodermata; Crinoidea; Comatulida; Comatulidae. Gene Ontology annotation, cellular component: endoplasmic reticulum membrane. The record is from RefSeq and is a predicted model, not a curated record.